Molecule: messenger RNA, 1128 nt
Organism: Striga hermonthica
Lineage: Eukaryota; Viridiplantae; Streptophyta; Magnoliopsida; Lamiales; Orobanchaceae
Source: the annotation of a GenBank genome assembly
AUGGCUGGUGACCUCUUUCGAGAUUUGCCGCCCCCGACUGAAUGUCAAGAGGCUUCGACUCCUCAGGACUCGUGCCCGUUACCUCCGCCUCCUGCUUCUGCACUGAAGACCGCCCUCAAACGUCCCAGCUCACACUCGCAAGCUGCUCCUGAAAAACGUUUGCGGUUUAAGACAACAACAGAUGCCUCUGAGAAACAAGUUAUUGAGGCCAUGCAGAAAAUAGCUUCACACAUAAAGAAUCCAUCGAAGUUCACCAAGGCAUCGAAGCUUGCAAUACAGCUGAUUCAGGCUGGUAGUGUCAAGGAAGAAACUAGCGACUAUUUCUUUUCUAUACUUGAAGCUUCAAUGUCUUCUAUAAAAAAUUGCAAUGAGCCCUCCGUGCGUGCUGAUUAUCAUGCACUGUUCUCAGCAGCUCAAGAUGUAGCUGAAUGCCUUAAAAUGGAGCAGCGAAAAUUGUUGAGUACAUGGACGAUAAGGGCUGUUUCUGCAAAUGAUCUGUUCACUGAUGAUAGCUUUGUAUUCUCGAAAGUAACUGGAAGAAUAAAAGAUCUGAUUUCAGCCCUUCCUUUGGCAACUAAAGAAGAUGAUACAGAAGAAGCUGUGGCCCUAAAAUAUGAGACUGGCGAGUUGAAUGCUGGUGGACAGCUCAACAAGGAACUCUCUCCUGUUACAUUUGGGGAAGAGGCUGAUGACCCAUUUGGACUGGAUGCACUGAUAUCAGAGGAAAAAACAAAAGGGAAACAGGUGCCAUUGUCAAAUGCCGUAAAAGACGAUGAACAACGGAGCAGGAGAUUUCUCAAGUUACAGAGAGAGGCUUUGGUCAGCUGUUUAGAGAUUGCUGCAAAGAGAUACAAAAUGCCAUGGUGCCAGACGACCAUUGACAUCUUAGCGAAGCACGCAUUUGAUAAUAUUGCAAGAUUUACAACUCAACAACGGGAUGCCAUUUCGAAGCUUUGGGCCUCGAUUAGGGAACAACAAACUCACAGAAAACAAGGAAAGUCCGUGUCUGGGAAACUUGAUGUAAAUGCCUUUGAAUGGCUUCAGCACAAGUAUGCGAAUGACAAGAUCAGCAUUCGUCAUUCAGUCGGAGGCAGUGGAGAUCGUCGUUGUCAACAGUGGCUUGGUUAA